CUUCCUCCUCCUCUUCCUCCUCCUCCUCCAAUGCGGCUUCUGCUCCAGGAAUGUGGGGGGGGUGAGCCACCCUCCCAAGCUGGCUUCUUCUCCCGGAAGUGGAGCUUCCACUCCGGAUUGCUGCUUUGCCCCGUUGCUCUGUGUGUGUGGGGGGGGGCUUUCGGAAAGGGGAGGAGGGGCGGCAGGUAAAUCCCCCCACCCACGUGGAUGUUGCAGGAAAGGAAAGGAGAAUCGCGGGUGAGGACAAAGAGGUAAAGGGGUCGCGGAGGAGAGGGGGAAAAGGAUCCAGAGACCCCGCCAACUCCCCGAAGCGUCUUCCGUGGGGCGUGGAUCCCGGCACGCGUGCUGCCAAGGGGCGGAGAUGGGGCGCCCACCCACGAGGACUCCCUGGCCCCGUUUCCCCCGCGCAGGCAUCCCUGGGGCGCGGAGAAGCGGGCCAGGAAAGGGUUAAGGGGUGCGGGAGGCGCCGGGAUAGAGACCCCCCUGUCCCUCCCCGGCUCGUCUUGGGGGGGGCAAUAGGGAUGGAGAGAUUUGUAGCGCAGGGCGAGGGGUGAGCCAAGGGGGCGUCUGGGUGCAGGGGAUACUCCGGGAGAAAGAGAGGGGGUCAUGGAAGUGGGGGGAGAAGGGAGGAGGCACCCCCGGGUCAGGGAAGCACAGCAAUGGGGGGGGGGAGAGGAAGACCAGUCUUUGGGGAGACAUCUCCAUCAUGACGCCCGCGAUGAAUCUCCGGAGGGGCCGCCUUGGCUUCUCCCUCCCGCCCAGGAAUCCACCCCCCCCCCCUUCAAGGCAACCAGAGAGGGAUCCUCAAAAACAUUCUGUUCCUCUUAUUCUUUUUAGGCAAUGUCAGAGGGACUGACAAGCUGAGAUACGAUCCAUCAGCACCCAAUGAAAGCGACUGCACAAAUCUUCUCAGUCAAAGGACCCAAUUUACAGAGUGUAUGUAAAUGAGAGUUUGUGGGUGGGAUUAUAAUUUACGGCAACCCUGUGAUUUUCUCCGCCCACAACUUUCGUGCGCUGAUAUUGCAGUACAAAUUCCAAAAUAACUACAAAAAACCCCACAAGAUAAUAAUAAUAAUUUUAGUGUUUAUACCCCACCCAUCUGGUUGGGUUUCCCCAGCCAUUCUGGGCAGCUUCCAGUACACAUAAAAGACAGGAAAACAUUAAACAUUAAAAACCUCCUGACACAAGGCUGCCUUCAGCUGUCUUCUAAAUGUCAGAUAGUUGUUCAUUUCCUUGACCUCCGAAGGGAGGGUGUUCCACAGGGAGGGCACCACCACCGAGAAGGCCCUCUGCCUGCUUCCCUGUACCCUCACUUAUCACAGAGAGGGGACCAGCAGAAGACCCUCAGAGGAGGACCUCAGUGUUCAGAGUGAAGGGUGGGGGUGGAGACGCUCCUUCAGGUCUACAGGGCCAAGGCGGUUGAGGGCUUUAGGUCGCAGAUCUUGCUCCUCCAUAAUGAUCUCCAAGUCUGACAUAUAGUUAGCAGAGUAGGAAAAAACACUCAGAGGCAGCAAAAAAAUCCAUUCAGCAGAUAAAUUUAGUACUGAAGGCAAAGAAUCAUAACAAUCCAAAAACUGAAUUUACAGUAAAACCCUAACAUAGCAUACCAAAACAGCACUCAAGUAAGAAAGACACAAGCAGAGUAGAGAAUAGCAGAAUAGGAAGUGGGACCAGCCGUCUUUCAAUACUGUAAUUUAUAAACAAUUCAGUGUCAGAGUAAACUUGGGACUGGAUAACAAGCUUGGCUCACUCCAGUUUAAGCCAGCUUCUUCUGGUUCCCAAAAAUAAGGAAGGUUCAGCAUAAUCUCAUUACAACUUAUCCCACCCCCUGCUCUCAGAAAGGAAACUCCCUUAUCAGCUAAAAUGCUCCAGCUAGAGAAAACACCAGCUUUGACUCACACAGAGUAAAACGAACAGAACCUUCUUGAACCAAUAGACUAGGAAUGAUCUCUAUAUGUUAGAUCAAUACUUUUCUUGCCUGAAAGAUGCAACCAUGACAAUUUAAAGAUCAGCACAAAGAGUUUGAAUUGUGCUCGGAAAUGCACUGAGAGCGAGUGAAGAUCCUUUAGGACAGUGUUACAAGGUUGAACUUUCCAUUAAGUCCAGUUAUCCCCUUUGCCUUGACUAUCCAGCUUUGUCAGUGCCAGAUUAGGGUAGUCCUGUGUCAGAAGAGGGGCACGAGAUCAGGCAGCACAUCAUUAUUAUAAGGAACAAUUGGGAUGGGCUGUUUCCCAUUUGCCAGCUGCUUUUCUUCUGCUUCUCCUGCUCUCUCCAUGCAAUGCAAGGCAUGUAGACGGAGGUCCAUCUCCAAGAACAGGAGCUUCCCUGAGCACCCAUUCAGCUGACGCCAAGCACCAAGCCUUGUCACUAGUUCUCUGACUGACCCAGACCACAGUCCCUGGAAAAGACUUAGACCUGGGUCUCCCAAAAUGGUCCACUUGGACCUCUUGAGGCCAUUGGGACUGUGAAGGUGACUCAUGAAGAUGUAGAGGUAGAAACAGGGCUGGAUGGAGGAUUAUAAUAAUAAUAUAAUAAUAAUUUAUUAUUUAUACCCUGCCCAUCUGGAUGAGUUUCCCCAGCCACUCUGGGCAGCUCCCAAUCAAAUGUUUAAAACAGUACAGCGUUAAAUAUUAAAAACUUCCCUGAACAGGGCUGCCUUCAGAUGUCUUUUAAAGAUAAGAUAGCUGCUUAUUUCCUUCACAUCUGAAGGGAGGGCGUUCCACGGGGAGGGCGCCACCACCGAGAAGGCCCUCUGUCUGGUUCCCUGUAACUUGGCUUCUUGCAAUGAGGGAACCGCCAGAAGGCCCUUGGCCCUGGACCUCAGUGUCUUUAUGAUGCAGAGGAUGGGGAAUGUCCAAAGGAACGAUGGACCAGAGAAAGAGAGGGCCUGUUCAUGGACAGAGAGCAGCCGCCUUUCCUGUGAGGAAACACUUGAUUUGAAAAGGCUGUAUUCCAAGAUCAUGCUGUGCUAUUAACAAUGUUUGAGGAUUAUGAAAGGUUGCUGCUGCAUUACUAUCAUUUGAUGACAUUGUUUUUUCAUUUGCUGUGCGUAAGAGGGGUGGGUUGGGUGUUUAGUUGGGUGCGGGAAUUUGUUUAAUUUAAUUUAAUUAUGGUGUGUUUGUAACGUUCUCUUUUUGUUUUUGUUAGUUUGUUUUGUUAGUUUGUUUUUUGUAUAGGUUUUAAUUUGAUUUUAAGGGGAGGGGUCAGGGCUGCCUGGGAGUGGGUCCCAGCAAACAAAAUGGCUGGGGCAAGUUCCACGGGGGGGGGGGGUGUACUGGGGCAACCGAUUUCAGUGAUCACGGGUAGGAGGAGGAGUUACGCUAAGACCAGACCAUGUCAUUACCGAGGAAGCGGGCUUAGUCAUUGUUUGAGGACUAUCCCUGCCUCCAGGUCUGGUCUUGACUGGAUGGAUACUGGAAUCAGCAAGGGAUACCCUCACAACCUGAAGGUGCUGCUGUGCAAUGGCAGGUCAAUGAUCCAUAAAACCAUUGUGAUCCAUGACUUGAUCGUGGAUGGAGGACUUGACUUGGCAUGUGUAACAGAGGCUUGGUUGGAUGAAGCAGAUGGGCCUGUCCUUCCCGCUGCUUGUCCACCAGGUUUCUCUUACACACAGCAACCCAGGCCUUGUGGGCGGGGAGGGGGGUUUGCAGUGAUUUUUAGGAAGUCAUUAGUUUGCACCAGGCGUCCUAUUGGGAAGACCCAGUUUUCCGAGUGCAUGUUCUGGAAGUUGGGCAAUAGGGGCAGUACAGGAUUCCUUUUGGUGUACCAACUCCCCCCCCCCACUUCACCAAGGAUUCCCUGUCCGAGCUGCUUCAGGUCAUGGUGGAUGGUCUCCUGGAGACACCUAGUUUGGUUGUCCUAGGGGAUUUUAACAUCCAUGCCGACAUGACCUUACAAGGGGCUGCUCGGGACUUCGUGGAAAGCAUGGCCUCCAUGGGGCUGUCCCUGAAUAAGUCUGGCCCAACCCAUAGCCACGGACAUGCCUUGGACCUGGUGUUUAUCUCUAUGGAUGUUCGUGAUCUGACACUAGGUAAAAGCAAAACAACAGAAGUGCCAUGGUCAGAUCACUUCCUGGUGCAACUGGACUUCUCCGCGACCCUUCCCCUCUGCAGGGAGGUGGGACCAAUUUGGAUGGUCCGCUCCCACCACAUAAUGGAUCCAAAUGGCUUCCAGAGAGUGGUAGGGGAUGCUUUAUCCCACGUUGACGGCCUUUCAGCUGAUUCCCUGGUGGCCCGCUGGAAUGUGGAGUUAACCAGGGCUAUUGACUGGCUCUGAAGCGCCCUCUCUGAUUGCAUGGAGCCCGAACAGCCCCGUGGUUUUCCACGGAUCUGAGGGCAAUGGAACAAUCGUUGAGACGGCUAGAGCACCGAUGGCGGAUGACCCAUUCUGAAGCUGACCGGACACGGGUUAGAGCUGAAUGUUGAGCCUACCAAGUGGCGGUAGUGAUGGCGAAAACUACUUUCUUCACCGCCUCUAUUGCAUCUGCAGAAAACAGCAGCAGGAGACUUUUUCAGGUGGUUCGCAAUUUAGCAGAACCACCUGCUCCAUCAAGGCUCAGUGCGGGCCACAUGAUCUCCUGCAAUGAUUUUGCAAAGUUUUUUUACAGAUAAAGUCGCUCAGAUUCACUCAGGUCACUCCAGUCGCUCAGGUAGACUCCACCGUGGAAUCAGGGCCGGGGCGGGAGAGUGCUAGAGUCUGUCUAGUCAAGUUGUAUGGGAUCAAUUCCAACCUGUUACCCCCGAGGGACAGACUGCUUGGACGAGUGAAACCAACCACUUGUCUCCUUGAUCCUUGCCCAUCCUGGCUGAUAAAAGCUAGCCGGGAAGGGCUGGGCGAUGGGCUUCGUGGGGUGGUCAAUGCUUCCCUCCGUGAGGGAGCCUUCCCAGACCCGCUGAAAGAGGCGGUUAUUAAACCGCUUCUUAAGAAACCAUUUUUAGAUGCGGCCACGAUGCCCAACUAUCGCCCAGUCUCAAAUCUUCCAUUCUUGGGCAAGGUGAUUGAGCGAGUGGUUGCUGAACAACUCCAGGCACGCCUGGAAGAAGCGGACCAUUUGGAUUCCUUCCAGUUGGGAUUCAGGCCUCAUCAUGGGACUGAAACUGCCUUGGUCGCACUGGUUGAUGAUCUCUGGUGGGCUAGGGACAAAGGUUUCCUAGUUCUGCUGGAUCUCUCAGCGGCGUUUGAUACCAUUGAGCAUAACAUCCUUCUGGACCGUCUUGAGGGGCUGGGAGCUGGGGGCACUGUCAUACAGUGGUUCCGCUCCUUUCUCCUGGGCCGUGUCCAGAAAAUGGGGUUAGGGGAUGAGUGUUCAGACCCCUGGGCUCUCACUUGUGGGGUGCCUCAGGGUUCUGUACUCUCCCCAUGUUUUUCAACAUCUAUAUGAAGUCGCUGGGAGAGAUCAUCAGGGGGUUUGGGCUGGGUGUUCAUCCAUAUGCGGAUGAUACUCAGCUCUACCUCUCUUUCAAAUCAGAAGCAGUGAAGGCAGUGAAGGUCCUGUGUGAGUGUCUGGAGGCGGUUGGAGGAUGGAUGGCGGCUAACAGAUUGAGGUUGAAUCCUGACAAGAUAGAAGUACUGCUUUUGGGGGACAGGAGAUGGGCAGGUGUGGAGGAUUCCCUGGUCCUGAAUGGGGUAACUGUGCCCCUGAAGGACCAGGUGCACAGCCUGGUAGUCAUUUUGGACUCACAGCUGUCCAUGGAGGCACAGGUCAAUUCUGUGUCCAGGGCAGCUGUCUACCAGCUCUAUCUGGUACGCAGGCUGAGACCCUAUCUGCCUAUGGACUGCCUUGCCAGAGUGGUGCAUGCUCUGGUUAUCUCCCGCUUGGACUUCAAUGCGCUAUACAUGGGGCUACCUUUGAAGGUGACCCGGAAACUACAACUAAUCCAGAAUGCAGCAGCUAGACUGGGGACUGGGAGCGGCCACCAAGACCACAUAACACCGGUCUUGAAAGACCUACAUUGGCUCCCAGUACGUUUCCGAGCACAAUUCAAAGUGUUGGUGCAGACCUUUAAUGCCCUAAACAGCCUCGGUCCAGUAUAUCUGAAAGAGCAUUUCCACCCCCAUUGUUCUACCUGGACACUGAGGUCCAGCACCGAGGGCCUUAUGGCGGUUCCCUCACUGCGAGAAGCCAAGUUACAGGGAACCAGGCAGAGGGCCUUCUAGGUAGUGGCACCCUCCCCGUGGAACGCCCUCCCACUAGAUGUCAAAGAGAUAAACAACUACCAGACUUUUAAAAGACAUCUGAAGGCAGCCCUUUUUAGGGAAGCUUUUAAUGUUUGAUGUAUUACAGUAUUUUAAUGUUUUUCUGGAAGCUGCCCAGAGUGGCUGGGGAAACCCAGCCAGAUGGGCAGGGUAUAAAUAAUAAAUUAUUAUCAUUAUUAUUAUUAUUUCCUAAAAAUUGGGAACAUGGGUAGGAAGCGGGGGAAUGUAGGAGAUGUUGAAAUAAGAGAAGGGGCAAAUGGUGAUUGAUUUGUUCUUUUCCCUUUGUUCUCUUCCUUGGAAUCCAAAAAGGACUUCCUCUCUGCCCACGCUGAAGAAAGUGAUACAGAAGAACGUCAGAAUUCCAGGGGACGGGGAACCUUUCAUUUCAUUAGGAAUAGACAUUGAAAUGUGCGAAAUGUGGAAUAUGCUUCACUGAAUGAGCACACAUAGCUCACAUCAACAAACUCACAGGAGAAACCUUUUAAAGAUUUGAAGUGUGGAAAGAGUUUCACUGAUAGUGAAAAACCUAGAACACAUCAGCGGACUCCCAUGGGUAAGAAAGGAUUCAAAUGCAGGGAGUGUGGGAAGAGCUUCAGUCAGAAUGGAAACCUUAAAUUACACCAAAAGACUCACACAGGGGAGAAACCAUAUGAAUGUAUGGAGUGUGGGAAGAACUUCAGUCAGAGGGCACACCUUAAGUUACAUGCACAGACACACAAAGAGGAGAAACCUUUUAAAUGUAUGGAGUGUGGAAAGAGUUUCCGUCGAAGAGAUACACUUAGAAUACAUCAACAAACUCACACAGGGGAGAAACCGUUUAAAUGUGUGGAGUGUGGAAAGAGCUUCAGUUCCAAUACAACCCUUAGAUCACAUCAACGGACUCACACAGGGGAGAAACCAUAUGAAUGUAUGGAGUGUGGGAAGAGCUUCAGUUAUGAUGCAAGCCUUAGAUCACAUCAACGGACUCACACAGGGGAGAAACCAUAUGAAUGUAUGGAGUGUGGAAAGACCUUCAGUCGGAUUGGAAACCUUAGAAUACAUCGACGUACACAUACAGGGGAGAAACCGUUUAAAUGCAUGGCGUGUGGAAAGAGCUUUAGUGAUAGUGGAACCCUUAGAAUACAUCAACGGACGCAUACAGGGGAGAAACCAUUUAAAUGCAUGGCUUGUGGAAAGAGCUUUAGUGAUAGUGGAAGCCUUAGAAAACAUCAACAUAUUCACACAGGAGAGAAACCAUUUAAAUGUAUGGAGUGUGGAAAGAGCUUCAGUUUCAGUUCAAACCUUAGACAACAUCAACUGACUCACACAGGGGAGAAACCAUUUAAAUGCAUGGAGUGUGGAAAGAACUUUAGUCAAAAUGCGCACCUAAUUUUACACCAUCAAACUCACACAGGUGAGAAACGAUUUAGAUGUAUGGAGUGUGGAAAGAGCUUCAUUCAGAUUGGAAACCUUAGAAUACAUCAACGGACUCAUACAGGGGAGAAACCAUAUACAUGUAUCGAGUGUGGAAAGAGCUUCAGUCACGAUGCAGGCCUUAGAUCACAUCAACGGACUCACACAGGGGAGAAACCAUUUAAAUGCAUGGUGUGUGGAACAAGCUUUAGUUAUGGUGGAAGCCUUAGAUCACAUCAACGGACUCACACAGGAGAGAAACCAUUUAAAUGCAUGGUGUGUGGAAAGAGCUUUAGUUACGAUGCAGGCCUUAGACAACAUCAACGGACUCACACAGGAGAGAAACCAUUUAAAUGUAUGGAGUGUGGAAAGAGCUUCAGUUUCAAUUCAAACCUUAGACAACAUCAACUGAUUCACACAGGGGAGAAACCAUUUAAAUGCAUGGAGUGUGGGAAGAGUUUUAGUGAUAGUGGAAGCCUUAGAACACAUCAACGAACUCACACAGGUGAGAAACCAUUUAAAUGUAUGGAGUGCGGAAAGAGCUUCAUUCAGAUUGGAAACCUUAGAAUACAUCAACGGACUCAUACAGGGGAGAAACCAUUUAAAUGUAUGGAGUGCGGAAAGAGCUUCAUUCGGAUUGGACACCUUAGAAUACAUCAACGGACUCAUACAGGGGAGAAACCAUAUAAAUGUAUCGAGUGUGGAAAGAACUUCAGUCAGAGUGCACACCUUAGACAACAUCAGCGGACUCACACAGGAGAGAAACCUUUUAAAUGUACGAAGUGUGGAAAGAGCUUCAGUUAUAGUGGAAACCUGAGAGUACAUCAACAGACUCACAUCGGUAAGAAACGAUUUAAAUGUAUGGAGUCCGGAAAGAGCUUUAGUGAUAAUAGAAAUCUUAGAAAACAUCAGCAGACACACAGGGGAGAAACCAUUUAAAGGUAUGGACUGUAAAAGGAACUUCAGUCAGAGUGGAACCCUAGAUUUAUGUCAACAAACUCACACAAAAGACAAACCAUAUAAAUGUCAGGAAAGUAGACAGAGGUUCAGUCCUAGUGGAAGUCCUACAUCUACAGACUCAUGGACAGGUUGAACUUUAACAGUUGACACCCUACAAACCCAUCAACCCUCAAAGAGGAGAAGCUGUUUAAAGGGAAAGAUUGCAGAAAGUGCUUUAGUUAUAAUGGAGUGUUUAAGGAACAUAUAAGAGCCAGUGUGGUGUAAUGGUUAAGAGUGGUAGAUUCGUAAUCUGGGGAACCGUGUUUGCGUCUCCGCUCCUCCACAUGCAGCUUCUGGGUGACCUUGGGCCAGUCACACUUCUUUGAAUUCUCUCAGCCCCACUCACCUCACAGAGGAAGGGAAAGGAGAAUGUUAGCCGCUUUGAGACUCCUUCGGGUAGUGAUAAAGCGGGAUAUCAAAUCCAAACUCUUCUUCUUCUCACAGGGGAGAACCCAUUUAGAUGUAUGGAGUGAGGAACGUGUUCCUUUCGGAGUUUACUCUUCUUCACAGCAAUGAACUCAGCAGAAAAUCCAUCUUCAAAGCGUGUCAUGUAUUUGUUCUGCUGUUUAUAUGUAAAACUGUAUAGUAAUGAAAUAAUGAAGGUAAUGUCCCACAAUAAUGAGUAUAAUUUUAGAUGUAAGGUAUGUUUUGAUAGUGAGGGGGAGAGGGUAAAUCUGUAUUUCUGGUGGUGAGUGAGGAUUAGGGCUGGGCAUAUAUUGAUCUCAUCCUAUACCGGUUUCUAGACCACAUUGUGAUAACCUUCCAAAAACAAUGGAUAUGGCAACACCCCACAGAUCACAGUGUGUGUUUCUGGGAUGCCCAUUUGCCUGGAAGCAGGCAACAGAAAGCUUUGCUUUGUGAAGCCCCUGCAGAUGCCGAGUUCCUGACUUCCCUCCCAGACGACAGGAAGCGAAAAACACACCUCCAUUGCCCUGUGUCCUUCCAGCCUCUUUCCUCCCUUGCUCCCUUCUGCCAGUGUGUGUGCCUGACUUAGAUAUCUUGUGUGGUGUAUUUUUUUACUGCUGAAACUGGAUUUGCUCUCAGGAGCUAAGUUUUGUGCCUCACUGGGGACCCAGUGAGAACUGUAUGCUUUGAAAGCUCAGUAAACUAUUACUGAAGAAGUCCUGCUGCCUCUGUG
This is a messenger RNA of Podarcis lilfordi (Lilford's wall lizard), 9724 nucleotides long. The record is from the annotation of a GenBank genome assembly. Lineage: Eukaryota; Metazoa; Chordata; Lepidosauria; Squamata; Lacertidae.